Molecule: messenger RNA, 4527 nt
Organism: Columba livia (rock pigeon)
Lineage: Eukaryota; Metazoa; Chordata; Aves; Columbiformes; Columbidae
Gene: RXFP1
Product: relaxin family peptide receptor 1
Exons: 18
Coding region: 352-2652 (766 amino acids)
Biological process (GO): adenylate cyclase-activating G protein-coupled receptor signaling pathway; hormone-mediated signaling pathway; activation of adenylate cyclase activity
Cellular component (GO): plasma membrane
Molecular function (GO): G protein-coupled peptide receptor activity; protein binding
Source: RefSeq, a predicted model, not a curated record
UCUGGACCUGGCUGUGUUUGCUGCAGCAGCAGCAGCAGCUUUGCUUGGGGCAGACCUGUGUCCAUGCACACAGUCCAGCCAUCGCCUGCUGCAGAGCAAACCCCAUCCUGUGAGGGAGAGCCCGAGGAAUUGUGUGCUCCCAGAAACUUUCCUCUUCGUGUGCCAGAGAGGGGGGAGAAAGGGAGAGCAAAGGAGAGCAGGGGAGGAAGGCAGGGGAGAGAAGGCAGCUUGCUUCACACGCUGCUGAAGGCUCUCAGAAGCGCUCAGACCGCAGGAGCAGCUCGCUGGCUGGUGUGCAGUUUGAGGGGCAACAUUCAUUGACUUUAUUCAUUGAAUUGCUGAAGGACAGCUAUGACAUCUGACUGCUGCUUCUACAUGUUCUUUCUCAUUGGUACCAAAGUCAUCUGUGACUCUUUGGAAGAUCAUGUUUAUGGAGUUGGGAUCAGGUGCCCCUUGGGCUACUUCCCAUGUGGCAAUAUCACUAAGUGUUUGCCCCAACAGCUUCACUGUAAUGGUGACGAUGACUGCGGGAACCGGGCCGAUGAAGACAACUGUGAGGACAACAACGGAUGGUCUCUGCAAUUUGAUAAACACUAUACAAAGGACAAAUAUAGUAAACUGAAAUCUCUGUAUGCAUUUCAGACAAAGACACCUGAAUGCUUGGCUGGUGCUGUGCCAGCAGAAUGUACCUGCCAAGGGCUGGAGAUCUUCUGUGAUGCUGCCAAAUUGCGUGCUGUCCCGUCAGUGUCUUCAAAUGUAACCAUAAUGUCUCUUCAGAGGAAUCUGCUAAGGAAACUUUCUGCUGACAUUUUCAAGAAAUACCAAGACCUUAAAAAUCUGUAUCUUCAGAAUAAUAAAAUCAGAGCUGUAUCUGAACGUGCUUUCAAAGGUUUAUAUAACUUGACAAAAUUAUACCUGAGUAACAACAAGAUAGCCAGUUUGAAGCCUGGUGUAUUUGAAGAUCUCCACAAACUUGAAUGGCUGAUAAUCGAAAAUAAUAGGAUAAAUCGGAUCUCUCCAUUAACAUUUUACGGACUCAAAUCACUUAUUCUCCUAGAGAUGAUGAAUAAUUCUCUUACUCAUUUGCCUGAUAAACCUCUGUGCCAAUAUAUGCCAAGACUAAACUGGUUAGACCUUGAAGGCAACCAUAUCCAUCAUGUAAGAAAUGUCACUUUCAUCUCCUGCAACACUCUAACUGUCCUGGUGAUGAGACAAAAUAAAAUAAACUCUUUACAUGAAAACAGCUUUUCUUCUCUCCAGAUGCUAGAUGAGCUAGAUCUGGCUAGCAACAAGAUUGAAUCACUUCCUCCAUAUAUAUUUAAGGAUCUAAAGGAGCUUUCACAACUGAACCUUUCUUACAAUCCCAUCAAGAAAAUACAAAUAGAUCAGUUUGAUUUUCUAAUUAAACUCAAAUCCCUCAGCUUGGAGGACAUUGAAAUUGCAAAUAUCCAGAGGAGGAUGUUCAGACCCCUGAGAAACCUUUCCCACAUAUACUUUAAGAAAUUCCAGUACUGUGGAUACGCCCCUCAUGUGCGCAGCUGUAAGCCCAAUACUGAUGGGAUUUCAUCCCUUGAGAAUCUCUUGGCCAGCAUCAUACAGAGAGUGUUUGUCUGGGUCGUAUCUGCUAUCACCUGCUUUGGGAAUAUUUUUGUCAUCUGCAUGAGGCCUUACAUCAGAUCGGAGAAUAAACUCCACGCCAUCUCAAUAAUGUCUCUCUGCUGUGCUGACUGUCUGAUGGGAAUAUAUUUAUUUGUGAUUGGAGCUUUUGAUCUUAAAUAUCGUGGAGAAUACAACAAGCACGCUCAGUUGUGGAUGGACAGUAUUCAUUGUCAAUUGGUGGGAUCGCUGGCUAUUCUGUCUACAGAGGUGUCAGUCUUACUGUUGACUUACCUGACUUUGGAAAAAUACAUCUGCAUAGUUUAUCCUUUUAGGUGUUUGAAGCCCAGAAAAUGCAGGACAAUUUCCAUUUUGGUUCUUAUCUGGAUAAUUGGGUUUGCUGUUGCUUUUAUCCCGCUGAGCAACAAGGAAUUUUUCAGAAACUACUAUGGCACCAACGGCGUCUGUUUUCCUCUUCACUCAGAACAGUCAGAAAGUUCAGGAAGUCAGAUUUAUUCUGUUGUCAUUUUUUUAGGUGUCAACUUGGCAGCUUUUAUCAUCAUUGUGUUUUCAUAUGGGAGUAUGUUCUACAGUGUUCACCAAACAGCUAUUACAGCUACUGAAAUUCGGAAUCAUAUUAAAAAAGAGAUGAUCCUUGCUAAACGCUUUUUCUUCAUUGUAUUUACUGAUGCACUGUGUUGGAUACCCAUUUUUAUUUUGAAACUCCUUUCUUUACUCCAAGUAGAAAUACCAGGUACUAUAACUUCCUGGGUGGUCAUUUUUAUACUGCCAAUAAAUAGUGCUUUGAAUCCUCUUCUCUACACUUUGACUACGCGACCUUUCAAAGAAAUGAUUCAUCAGGUUUGGUAUAACUACAGACAAAGAAGAUCCAAAAGAGGUAAAGGCAAUCAGAAAAUGUACGGUCCAUCAUUAAUUUGGGUAGAGAUGUGGCCAAUGCAUGAAAUGGCACCAAAGCUAACGAAGCCGGUGCUUUGUACAGACUCCUCUGAUGCUUCAGUGACUACACAGUCAACAAGACUAAAUUCCUAUACGUAAACAUAUUUUGGAUCCUCACGGUGACAUCUGCACUGUUAGCUUCACAUCUGUGGGCUCACUGCUUCACAGCAACGAGUAAAAGAGGCAGGUAUUGACACAUGGGCUCACCCGAACCAGAGCAUGAAGAAGGGGGAGCAGUGUCUGCUUGCAGGUAGAACUGACACAAUGAUAAUUUUACCAUCUCACAAUGGUACCUGACGUUUUGACAGCUCAUCCUAGAUCAGAAUGAGAAGUCAGUACUUUGAUUUUUUUCCUCCCAGAAGCCAGGAGUGGGGGGGGAAAAAAAAAAAAAAAAAAAAAAAAAAAGUCAUUUAAAACAUCUCACCCUGAAGGCAGGAAUUUUUCAAAAUCACCUAACUUUAGGGGAAAAAAAGGUUGUUUUCAUUAAACCUAAAAACAAACAAACAAAACCCACAACACACCUCCAUUUUAACAGCUGAAGUUUUAAGAGUUGGUUUCCUCAUUAUGAAUUUUUUUUCUCCUCAGAAUUUCUGAUUGGCUCUAUUUAGGCUGUAUCAGUUCUGAAAACCUCUAGGAAGCAAUAGCCCUAAGAAAAAUAUUUAGAUUUCAUAAUUAGAGCAGUUUAUUGUGUUUGUCAAAGCCAAACAAGUGAAAUUUGCAUUCCUUUUAAAAAUGUACCAAUUCUUUCACUCAUGUGAAGACAAUCCUGGAAGUGUAAUUAUUGUUCUAAUUCAGGCAGAACAAGAACUGUGGGAAAGGGAGCUAGAGGGGAAGAGAAACGUUUUUUUCUCAACCAAGUGUCCUGGCUAGUGGAAGUUUCCACUUCAGAAGAACAUCCUUCCCUGGAAAGACUGGGCUGACUAUCCUAAAAUCUUUAUGGGCUACCAUAAGUAGCUCCCCACAGCUUGCAGACUUCAACCAGUUUCAGUCUGAAGAUGUUUAUCUCUGAACAUGGAAUAACGGGAGACAGCCAAAUAGAAGACUAUCAGGUCUAAGACGUGUUGUGACAUCUACCUUCAGUCACCUUGUGCAUCUGAUUGGAUGCAUUACAGUUAAAAUAAGGAGCACAGCCAUUCAGCACUUUUGGGGGCAUUACUUUACUUCCCAGCAUUACAAGGGUAAAAAACCCAAAUAAAUAAAUAAAUAUUCCAUCUGAAACAAUCCUCUAGAGGCAGUUCUUUUGCAUAUGUUUACUGAAGAAAAUAUUUUCUAUUACGAAUUACUAUGACUUACCUAGCUCUUUCAGUACCAUACUCACAGUCCGAUGGCCUAGAAACCCACAAAGGUAAAAGAAAUGCUUCUUUUGCUUUGAUGAUUUGAAGCCUUUAAAAAUGAAGUUAGAAGACACUUCCAAUGUUUGCACUUAGCUUCUUAACAGCAUAAGAAGUAGAAUUUUAUAAAGUGUGACUCACACUUCAACUGUUUACAGAACUUUGGAUUAUCUUGAAAUUGAAGAUUGUUAAAUAUCUUGUUUCCACUACUGUAUGUUUUAUUGAAAUAAAAUAUUAUCUGCUGAACAAAAUAAUGACUUUUCCAAGCUGCUUAGUAACAUUUUAAGUUGCCGGGAUAGAAACAGCUAAGUGAAAUCCUGCCAUGUGGAUUGCCUUUAAUUGGGGCAAUUAGAACUCCAUUUAAUAGAACUUGUGUAUUUGGAGGGGCCAAACCUUCUCAAUAACUGUAAAUGCUUUUGAGGAGAUAUGCAAGGAUGUCUAUCGCUACCAUUACUUCUGUUUUUCACUGAAGUUAAGAAUAUAUUCAGUGUCAUCUUUGUUCCUAUGAAUAACAGAAAAAUAUUCAUUAUUUCAGAAUUUUUUGUAACAUCUUUAUUGUUUUGAUAAGAAAACUACAGCUUGUUUUUUAAAAGGUCCUUCUACUAAUAAAAAUGAGGCUGACUAAUAAAUCAUGGUAAAACCA